Molecule: messenger RNA, 1020 nt
Organism: Ochotona curzoniae (black-lipped pika)
Lineage: Eukaryota; Metazoa; Chordata; Mammalia; Lagomorpha; Ochotonidae
Gene: UTF1
Product: undifferentiated embryonic cell transcription factor 1
Exons: 2
Coding region: 1-1020 (339 amino acids)
Source: RefSeq, a predicted model, not a curated record
AUGCUGCUCCGGCCCCGGCGGCCGCCGCCUCUGGCGCCCGCCGCGCCGCCGUCGCCCGCCAGCCCCGAGCCCGAGCCGCGGCCGGCCCUGGACGUCCCGCAGACCCCGCCCCGUCGGCCCGCCUCGCCAGACACGCUGGCCGAGCCCGGGUCGCCGGUGUCCCCCGGCUCGGCUAAGCGCACGCCCUGGAGCGCGCGGGAGACGGAGCUGCUGCUGGGGACGCUGCUGCAGCCGGCCGUGUGGCGUGCAUUGCUCCUGGACCGGCGCCAGGCGCUGCCCACCUACCGCCGCGUGUCAGCCGCACUUGCCCGGCAGCACGUGAGGCGCACGCCCGCGCAAUGCCGUCGUCGCUACAAGUUCCUCAAGGACAAGCUCCGCGACGCGCAGGGCCAGCCGUCCGGGCCCUUCGACCCGCAGAUUCGCGAGCUCAUGGCGCUACUGGGCGACAACGGACGCAGGCGCGUCCGCCGCCGGCCCUCAGGGCCCGGGCGCCCCCAGCACAGCCGCCACGCGGCCCCCGCCGCGCCCUCGCCCACGAGUGUGCCGACCCCGGAAGAGCCAGGCGCCACGCCGCAGCCGUCCGCCCACGACCAAGAAGCGGGCCCCGCGUGGACGCUCAGGUUCAGCCCGGUCCCGCCGAGGUCGUCCGCAGACGCCGCCCGCGCGCCCGACUCCCCGCCGGCCUUCACCACCGACCGCGCGCUUCCCCGAGGUCCUGAGUCGCCGCCGCCGCCGGACCUCGCUGCCCAAGAGGACCGAGACGCGCCUCCCGCCAGCCCCCAGCCCCGCACGCCCCCGCGGGCCACGCCGCCGUCGCUGAAUGCCAUGCUACUGCAGACCCUGGGGCACCUGGGCGACAUCGUGGCCAUCCUGGGCCCGCUGCGCGACCAGCUGCUGGCCCUCAACCAGCACGUGGAGGAGCUGCGUGGCUCCUUCGACCAGACCGUGUCCCUGGCGGUGGGCUUCAUUUUGGGAAGCGCUGCCGCCGAGAGGGGCGUCCUGAAUGACCCUCGCCCCUGA